Molecule: messenger RNA, 978 nt
Organism: Ostreococcus lucimarinus CCE9901
Lineage: Eukaryota; Viridiplantae; Chlorophyta; Mamiellophyceae; Mamiellales; Bathycoccaceae
Exons: 1
Coding region: 1-978 (325 amino acids)
Molecular function (GO): protein binding
Source: RefSeq, a predicted model, not a curated record
AUGAAGGACGGCGACGACGCGACGCGAAAAUCUCGGCACCUCCGAGACAAGCGAGAUGCAAAACUGUACGGAAAGAUGCGCGAGUUGAUGACGAGCGAUCGCGGCGCGCCGGGGGCGAAAGCGAAGGUGCGGAACGCGUUGAAGCGUGUGGAUUCGGAGUUUAAUCAGCGAGGGCCGGACAUCGCGUUGGAUCGACGAGACGCCGAAGUGAUGGGACUUUGUCGCGAUGUGGUGUCGAAAGAGGCGUGGAAGCGUUGGAGCGCGAACGCGUGCCAGGAUGCUGUGAAAAACGAUUCGAUUGAGCGUUUGAAGUUUUUGCACGAGUGUGAGUGCCCCUGGGGUAAGUGUAGAUUUGAAGCGACGAGUUUGAAGAUACUGUACGUCUGCGCUGAGCACGGUAGUACGGAAUGCAUGAAAUAUCUUCUCAAGCAUGGGUGCAAAUUCAGCAACCACGCGUGCACAACCGCCGCCGAGUUUGGAUUUUUGGAAUGUUUGAAGUAUUUGCGCGAACACGGGCAUCAUUGGGACCGGUGGACGUGCACGGGAGCCGCCCGUAAUGGACAUUUGGAGAUGUUGAAGUAUGCGCACGAGAACGGGUGUCCUUGGGACGAGAAUACGUGCUCAUCUGCCGCCAAGAGAGGACAUUUGGAGUGUUUGAAGUACGCGCACGAGCAAGGGUGUCCUUGGAACACGUUGACGUGCUAUAAUGCCGCCUCGAAUGGACAUUUGGAGUGUUUGAAGUACGCGUGCACUCAUGGAUGUCCAGACUCAGCUCCUUACGCCAAGGCGCUGAAAGAAGUCGUUUUACCAGACGCCGACGAGCGAUUCGUCGUCGAAGUCGCGCUCGUGUUCCAUCGAAGCGGCGAGAUCUCCAUGCGCGAAUUCCUGCCGUUAUGGGCAGAGCACAGAAUGUUUUACCGCAAAGCGCACUAUGAAGCUGUUCGAAAGUUCCACGCUUCGUUACGAUUGAAUCGCUAG